AUGGCCCCAAAGAAAAAGCCAGCGCAAGCUAAGGCCAGGGUCAAGAAGGUCGCAGCAGUGAAGCGAAAGCCCGCAGCAGUGAAGCGAAAGCCCGCGGCCAAAAAGCCUCCAGCCCGGAAGGUGGCGCCACCGACAAAGCCCAUCCGAAUCGGUUUCUUGAUUGGCAAGGACACGGACUUAGUUGAAGAUCCCAAGUAUGUCGGUGAUGCCUCGUUCAUGGAUGACAUGCCUGACAAGUACCGCGUGGACCCUGAGAGCAAGGAGUACCUCAAGAACUGCGAGGCUGGUACCAAAGGGUUUGCUCAUGCAGACGUGGCGAUUCCUUGGUAUAUCCACAAGAAGUACGGUGAUGAAGUGGUUGUUGACAUGAUCUUUCCGGAGGAGAUCACUCUCAAGCGCUUGAAAUCCAACAUGUGCAACUACAUCAUUGGGUACGAUGUCAUCAACUCCAUCUUCGAAGGCCCAAAGAGGUACAAGGAGGUAACGAAAGCAUUCACCCAAUGCGGGAACCUGAUGCCAAGCUGGGAAGUCCAGGACUUCAUUUACAUCAAAUCCCGGUAUAUGCAGGCUUGCAUGGAUGCCGGGAUACCGAUGGCACCGACAAUCUUCGCGAUCAAGGGCAAGCGAAGCCCAGCCAAGCUGCUAGCGGAGAUCAAAGAACGAGGUUGGAAGACGUUUGUCAUGAAGCAGUCCAUGAUGGCUUUCUCGCUUGGCUUUUGCAAGCUGCACGUCGAGGACUGUGAGAAGGACCCCAGCAUUCUGAAGAACUACUUUCGGGACUACUCCGAAUGUCCUGAGUACGUGGUGCAAGAGGCCAUCGAUGGUUUCACACGGAAUUGGGAGACGAGGAUCUUCUGGUUCAACGGCAAAUUCCUCUACGCUAUCGCCAACAAGGCGGCGGUCUCCACUGAGGAUGGCAACGAGGUCAUCAUAACAGGAGAUGACAUCCCUGCCGAGUUCCUUGAGAACGCGAAGAGAAUAGGUGAGCAAGCUCUCAAGAUUCUGCCGCAGCUGCACACUCCAUCAGGACAGCCGGUUGGCAUGACGCUGAUCCGGACGGACGUCGGCUGUUCAGACAGCCAGCUGCACGACAAGCACACGGACUGGGAUCCCAACGGUCGGACUUUCUUCUUGAACGAGAUUGAGUAUGGUGGGACCACCUACUUCAUCCGACACCUCAAAGAGGAUUGGGUUCCGAAAUGGGCCGAGCUUUAUGUCAACAAGUCAAAAGAAGUAUAUGACAGGUUGCGGGCUGAAAAAUCAAUCCAUGGUCGUCUCUGUCAAGUCAAGGCCUGUGGGCCUGUGUCCAACUUCCGAGGAUGUGGGAGGAACAGCUCAAGGACGUUUGAAGCGCGAGCCGGGCCUGCACUUCCUUACAAUUUUUGUGUUUCUGGUGUUUAUGGACCAUCAAGUUUUGGAGAGCAUGCAAGAGCAUGGCACUCCUGCGAAGAUUCCAUCCAUGUUGCCACUAGGGCCGGCUAUGAAGGGUGA
Symbiodinium natans is the source of this 1491-nucleotide messenger RNA. The record is from the annotation of a GenBank genome assembly. Lineage: Eukaryota; Dinophyceae; Suessiales; Symbiodiniaceae.